AUGCCGCUGCCCCGCGCCUCGCCGCUGCUCCGCGCUCUGCUGCUCGGCCUCCUCCUGCGCGCCGCUGCCGCCGAGUCGGUGAGAGAAACAGAGACCAUAGAUGCCCGAUGGCUUGAGUAUCCUGCCUCCGGAGACUUGCCAGAUGAUGAAGACAUUGGUGAAUUCAGGCCUCACUUAACUUCUGAUGAGUUAGAUAUAGAUGAGACAUCUGGGUCUGGAGACUACUUGGACUCUGAAGAUGCCAUAUAUCUGACCACCAUGGACGCUCCUGUGAUAUCUGACAACUAUAUCCCUGGAGAUACUGAGGGGAAGAUAGAAGGGAAGGGGAAAAACACAAUGGUGGACAAUGAAAUCAUUCCAGGCAAAGCUGUACCUGUUGAAGAGAACCUGCCCAACAAGAUCUCUGCAGCGAGUACAGCCAACAGCAGCAUCUUUGAAAGAACAGAAGUCCUUACAGCUCUCAUUGCAGGAGGGGCAGUGGGCCUCCUGUUUGCUGUCUUCCUGAUCCUCAUCUUAGUCUAUCGCAUGAAGAAAAAGGAUGAAGGUAGUUAUGACCUUGGGAAGAAACCCAUCUACAAGAAAGCCCCAACAAAUGAGUUCUAUGCUUAAAACUCAGCAGCACCUUGUGCCCAUCAAGGGACAAACAGACUGUAUGGAAACACUGUGCCCUCAGAUGAGAUGGGCUGAACAAAUGCUCUUUUUUGGAUUGAAUUUCAAAGUGACUUUGAGAGAAAACAAACUUCCUACGUGACCCUUCCCAUCCCACUCAGCUACCAAGGGCCCAAUGAAAUACAAAGAGUCUGAAAAAAAAUAAACCUCAGUGUAUUUUUUUCUUGUUUCUAAAGCUAGUGUAAAGAGAAUCAAGAUGCCAAAUUUUCUGCUUGGUUUCAUAGAGGGUAUAUAAACACAAAGCAGACUGUAUGGAAGCAAACACCAUGUGUUUGCACCCAAUGUGCUGAGCUCAGAUUGGCUGCUUCUAUAGAAGAUGGCUCUUUUUAUAAACCUUGCUAAUAGAAGUCUUGCAGCAGGCUGGUGAUGUGGAGCAUGUUUGUGGAGAACUGUUUAUGAAUCUCUUACACUACAGAUAAUGUUGCCUUAUCAGGGGAGUAAAAGGCCCAUAGGGGCUUAAUCCCUGAAUGCCAUAAAGGGCCUAUGGGAAUGUCUUCCCUCGGAGACUUCUGUCUCUUCCUGUCAGCCCCAGGCAAGGGUCAUUAGUCCAUGAAAUCAGGACAGCCGGCUUUGUUUGGCUAUGGGGGCACCCUUUCCUUGCCUUCAGUCUCUUUUUUUUUUUUUUUUUUGUAAGGAUUGCUUGUAGGAGGUGUUCUUUUUGUUUUGUUUUUUUUUUUUCAUAAAAUUUUAAAGAAAAUAGCCUAAUUUUUAUAUAAAGUUUGUAGAAAUAGUUUUGAAAUAAUAAUAAUAAAAAAAUCUACUUUUUUAAUUUCCUCAGAUUUAUUUUUUCAUUCCCUUUGUGUUUCCUUUGGCCGGGCAUUUCUCUAGAGUUGUUGUUUUAUAUGAUUCAUAUUCUCAACUGAAGCAGAGCUAGCUACAGUGUGUUACAGGUUUCUUCUAUUUCUAUAGCAGCUACUGUAGAGGGUAAAGAUAUUUAUGGCUUUCCCAUAACUUUUUUAGGAAUUGAUUUUUUUUUUAAUAGAAUUAUUUAUAGUUUCUGAAAUGGCUGCUCUUGGUUGGUAACUUUUAUCCUUUUUAUGUAAAACACUAAUAUAAUGAGUCUCUGUGAAAACUAUUUAAGCUUUAUUCUGUGAAUUUUAAUUAUAAACGCAAAGCAAUAACUUCUAGGAUUAAUUUGUAUGCAAAAUUGGAUUCAUAAUAUGAUUGAAGUAGGGGAAAAGAUGAGAGAGUAUUUCUAGCCUGUAAUAUAUUAUAAUCGGUCCUAUAGAGCUAUAUAUUAUAUAUUUUACUGAGGAAUAAUGCAGUUAAGAGUGAAAAGGCUGGAGUUUGUUCUUCAGCAGCCUUACUGUAUGCAAGAGGCUUGGUCUCGUUUGUGCUGCUGUUUAUCCAGUGUCUUGCCUGGUGUUUGGUAUGCAGCUGGGAGCAGCUGGAACCCUGGGGCUCUGUCGCGUGUCCCUGGCCUGUGCCUGGAAGCAGGCGGUUGGAGGUGUGCCAGGUUUGGUCCUCUUUGGAGCAGAGAUCCCCACCUGGGGUUACUCUUUGGAAGCUCACAGUAUGGUGGAAAUAACUUUGUUCUGGUGGCUGGCUGCACUGCAGAGUCCCUGUGGUGCUGUGCCAAGUACCUGCCUCUUGCAGGGGGCUGGCUUUUGUAGCUGGGAGUCUGUCUCAGUUGGGAGCAUUGAGCUUUCAUAGAGGGCUAGCUCUGAACCGCCCAUGGUGGGUCUCUCUUAAUAUAUCAUGUACAUAGCUCCUACCUCUACUGAGAGUUAGACUGAUUGCCCCAGCACUCCUAAAGUGACGGGUAAUGUGUGUGUCCAAUGCCUUUGUUUCAAGAAGGUGUUACAGAACUUUGUGCAUGUCAUUUGCUCCUGCAGCUCUCUGAAUCUGAUGUGGCUCAGGAGAAGCCCAGAGUGUGGGCCCCCAUACUGAGCAUUAGGCAGCACAAAACCAGAUUGGUUGGGAAGGCUGUUCAGCAAUUUCAUCGACUCCUGAAGCCUCCUCACUGAGGGUUUGUUGUCGGCUUUAGGCCAAAUUCACAGAGGCAAUAGAACAAAAGUUCAGCUUCAGCUGGUGGCAGCUGCUUCCCAGAGCUGAGCAGGCCAAGUGGGAAUGCAGGGGGAGCCCUGUAUUGAGACACCGUGUGAAAGGACUUUUCCCAAGGCUUGACUGGCUCGCUUGGUCCCAGUACAAGUGUGUUCAGGGAAUCUGCAGGCGCUGGGAAGCUGUAAAAACUGCACAGAGGUCACUGUGGACUGGGAAGGAGAAGGGAGGACUUCACUGCCAAUGGACAGUGGUACCGGAAAGGCAGGAGCAGCAUCUGCUUCUCGGGGUGUUUAGGUUCUCUUGUGUAAUUGCUCUUGGGGGUUUUUCCACUGUUACUGAUUUUAUUUUCUCAAAUAAACUGUUACUUUCUAAA
Messenger RNA from Pezoporus occidentalis (night parrot), 3046 nucleotides. It is a transcript of the gene SDC4, whose product is annotated as syndecan 4. Gene Ontology annotation, cellular component: membrane; cell surface. The transcript is spliced from 5 exons. Gene Ontology annotation, biological process: cell migration. The coding region runs from base 1 to 609 and encodes 202 amino acids. The record is from RefSeq and is a predicted model, not a curated record. Lineage: Eukaryota; Metazoa; Chordata; Aves; Psittaciformes; Psittacidae.